AUGCCUCUCCAUCUCCUCCAUCACAAAUCUUGGAACGUCUAUUCCCCUGCGAAUAUCGAGCGGGUCCGGCGUGAUGAAGCCAAAGCCCGUGAACAAGUCGCCGAACAAGAGGAGCACAGACUGCGACGGGAAGCAGAUGAAAGACUAUCCACCUUACGACAACAGAGCAAGGAUGAGACCAGGCGCUGGAAACACAAACGACCAGGAGAAGACGACACGGAUCGUGAUAUUCGACUCGCCCUAGGAAACACGUCUGCAUCCCCAAACAAAGAGAAGCAAGAUCAUGGUUCUCUUGUAGAUGCACACGGCCAUAUACCCCUCAUACCAGCACCUGAGAAGCAAUCCCGAGAACAAGAAAAGGAUCCAUACACUGUCUACCUCUCUGACGCUGUUGGUGGGCGGGAUCGACCUAAAGACACAUGGUACACGUCUGUUCAGCCGAAGCAAGAACAAUGGGGCGACGAGAAUCCCCGGAAACGGGAACGAGCACUUACACGGCUCAAUGCGGACGAUCCCCUUGUGGCCAUGAAGAGAGGUGUCAAGGCUCUCCGGGAGAAUGAGCGACAAAGACAGGAGUGGAUGAGGGAGCGCGAAAGAGAUCUCGCCGAUGUCGAGGAGGGCAACAUCGAGAGCGAAAGGACGAGCAUCGACAUAGACAUCAUCACCACCACCAUCACCACCACCGUCGCCACAGACGAAGACACGAAGAUCAUCAAGCUGUAG
Messenger RNA from Fonsecaea erecta, 723 nucleotides. RefSeq lists its product as hypothetical. The record is from RefSeq and is a predicted model, not a curated record. The transcript has 2 exons. NCBI's taxonomy places the organism in Eukaryota, Fungi, Ascomycota, Eurotiomycetes, Chaetothyriales, Herpotrichiellaceae. Bases 1 to 723 code for a protein of 240 amino acids.